AUGGUAGGCAAUAGUAACAAUAACAAUGGUUUUAAUUGGAAAUUUGUGUUGCUACUUCCUGGUAAGAUCUCAGCAUCUGCUUUGGAAGCCUAUCUCGUGGUUGGUCAUUCGAACAAGUUAGAGUACAAGAGCUUUGUACAGCCAGGUAUCGACCUCAAGAACCAUCACGUUAAGAACACUAACCGUACUUCUCCCAAGUCCGAGAACGUCUACUUGGCCUUGCUUGUCAAGUUGUACCGUUUCCUUGCUCGUCGUACUGAUGCCAACUUCAACAAGGUUGUCUUGAAGCGUCUCUUUAUGUCUCGUGUCAACCGUCCCCCUGUCACUGUUUCUCGCAUUGUCAAGAACGCCAAGGGUAACAACACUGUUGUUGUUGUCGGUACCGUCACUGACGAUUCUCGUCUUUUGGACCUCCCCAAGCUUUCCGUUGCUGCCCUUCACUUCACCAAGACUGCCAGAGCUCGUAUCUUGAAGGCUGGUGGUGAAGUUUUGACUUUGGAUCAAUUGGCUCUCCGUGCUCCCACUGGUGCCAACACCGUCCUCGUCCGUGGUGCCAAGAACUCUCGUGAGUCCGUUAAGCAUUUCGGUAUGGGUCCCCAUAAGAACAAGAAGCCUUUCGUUCGUUCCAAGGGUAGAAAGUUCGAAAAGGCUCGUGGUAAGCGUGCUUCUCGUGGUUUCAAGGUCUAA
Messenger RNA from Mucor mucedo, 687 nucleotides. Its product is annotated as 60S ribosomal protein L18-A. Gene Ontology annotation, molecular function: structural constituent of ribosome; RNA binding. Gene Ontology annotation, cellular component: cytosolic large ribosomal subunit; ribosome. The transcript is spliced from 3 exons. Lineage: Eukaryota; Fungi; Mucoromycota; Mucoromycetes; Mucorales; Mucoraceae. Gene Ontology annotation, biological process: translation. The record is from RefSeq and is a predicted model, not a curated record. Bases 1 to 687 code for a protein of 228 amino acids.